UUGCACUAUCUGAUAGGAUGCAGGAAAGAUAGCAAAGACAGAUCAAUAUAAUUUGACGAGACUCAGUCACCAUUAGUAUAUCUAUCACCAUGAAACGAUCAAGCACCAUCACACGUUGCAAAUAAUCAAGCUUUCCAACGGUGAUUUCAAUGCUUGCACUUGUUGGAGCAAGGGAACCGCUUGUUCAACCACAGACGUGCCAGCGUGGUACAGUGCCGCUCAAGUCUCUGGCCAGGCCAAGGCUUUCUUCAGUUACCAUGACCGAAAAAGAAACCAAUACACACGACGGUCUAAUUCCCGGUUUGCCGGAAGACAUGGCGAAGAUAUGCCUCGCUCUCGUCCCUCGGAGACAUUUCCCCUCCAUGGGUGCAGUGUCCAGGAGGUGGAUGUCAUUCAUCGACAGCAGAGAGUUCAGUGCUGUGAGGAAGGAGGUUGGGAAGAUUGAAGGGUUGGUCUAUGUCCUUGCUGCUGAAGCUGGAGAAAAGGGGUGUCGCUGGGAGGUCUUGGGGGAGCGCAAAAACAGUGCAAUUCCUCCUAUGCCUGGGCUGACCAAAGCUGGGUUCGGUGUGGUGGUUCUCUAUGGGAAGUUGUAUGUCAUUGCUGGCUAUGCUGCUGUCCAUGGGAAGGACUCUGUUUCCGACGAGGUUUACCAGUAUGAUGCUCGGCUCAACAGGUGGGGUGCACUCGCCAAGAUGAAUGUUGCACGUCGCGACUUCGCCUGCGCCGAGGUCGACGGCACGAUAUACGCUGCCGGUGGAUUCGGCUCCAGCGGCAACAGUCUGUCCAGCGUGGAAGCAUACGAUCCCCAGCAAAACAGAUGGACGCUGAUCGACGGCCUUCGCAGGCCAAGAUGGGGCUGCUUCGCCAGCGGGCUAAACAGCAAGCUGUACAUAAUGGGCGGCCGCUCGAGCUUCACGAUCGGCAACUCCCGCUUCGUCGACGUCUACGAUCCCGGCCGCAGCCGCUGGGAGGAGAUCAAGAGAGGCUGCGUCAUGGUCACCUCGCACGCGGUUGUGGGCGAGAGCUUGUUCUGCGUCGAGUGGAAGAACCAGCGCUGCCUCUCGGCGUUCGACCCUUCGGACAGUUCUUGGAAGAAGAUCCCGGUGCCGCUCACCGGCAGUUCAAGCACCAGGUUCUGCCUUGGGGCGCGUGGCGGGAAGCUGCUGCUGCUGUCGCAGGAGGAAGAGGGUGGGUACUGGACGAUGACGUACGAUCCGGCUGCGGCGCCGGGUUCGGAGUGGGGGACGUCGGAGCUGAAGCCGUCGGGGUUGUGCCUCUGCAGUGUGACCAUUCAGGUUUGAUGGUUCGGCGAGGCCUAUAGUUUUUUUUUUUUCGUUUCGAUUAGCGGCCUAUAGCUUCUUUGGCCUAGAGAUGCCUGCCAAUCUGUUCAUCUGGUCCAUUUAGUUAAAACUGGUGUGCAUAUGGAAGUGCCGGAUACAUGCUU
Triticum aestivum (bread wheat) is the source of this 1444-nucleotide messenger RNA. RefSeq names its product F-box/kelch-repeat protein At1g67480-like. The coding region runs from base 150 to 1301 and encodes 383 amino acids. The record is from RefSeq and is a predicted model, not a curated record. The transcript has 2 exons. NCBI's taxonomy places the organism in Eukaryota, Viridiplantae, Streptophyta, Magnoliopsida, Poales, Poaceae. Gene Ontology annotation, molecular function: protein binding.